CCUUUAUGCAUUGUCAAAAUCUGUCAAUUGAUGGUUGACGUUAAAGUGAGUAAUUAAAAAUAAAAACAAAAAAAAUGUAAUUUAUUACUUUAUAAGAUAUAAACAAAUUUACAAAUAGUUCAAUAGAGAUUAAUAUUUACAUUUAAAAAUUAUAACUGAAAUAUUUUUAAAAAUGAUUUGAAAUGUUUGAUGCUUUUGAGGAAAUUGGAAUACCCAAAAAGUAUAUAAAGAAAACUAAUAAAGAAGAUAGAUUUGUUGCUUUUGUGAGUAAAUUAUGGCUUAAGAAUUUAAUAAAGCAUUUGAAGUUAACUGAGUUUAUCGAAAAACCAAAUUUUCAAGCAUGGCCUACAGCAGAAGAAGAACUUGGUCCAUCUUGGGUAAAAGUAUUGAUCUCUUAUGUUCUAAAAAGAGAUUGCAAAAUAUUUCCUCUCCCAAAGAUUCGUUCAUCACAAGAUGAAAAUCCCUUAUUGUUUUCUUUACUGAUGGAAUAUGUCAGUCAAACUAAUUUUAUCAACUUGUGGAAAAAAGCAUAUAAAAAAUAUGUUUCUAAAAACUCCAAUCGUGAAACCAAAAUUGUAUUAACUGAAUAUAACAUUGUUUUAAGAGAAAUAGUAACAAGAAUAUAUGGGUGUCCUAUAAUUAAUACUUAUGAGGAGAGUCUAAAUGUAAGCCAGUCUGCUCAAUUUCAUGUACAUCUCAAUAUUUUUCCUGCACUUUGUGCUGUGGAAACUCCAAAAGCAAUGUUUAUAUUCCAUUUACCUUAUAUAGAACACAAUAUUAAUGAUUGUGUAACAUUUUCCCCUGCAAUACUGGAUAAAAGUCAUACUAAGUCUCUGUUUAUUGUUUAUCAGUUACUUAAUGUAUUGAAAACUUUACAUGAAAGAAGCCUAACUCUUGGAGAUAUAACGUUAAAUGAUAUAUUUGUAAGUGAAGAUAUGUGGAUAUAUAUUUUUCCUCAAAUAACCUCAAACUUACAUUGUGAUGAAAAUUUAUAUAAAGCUAGUGAAACAAAUACUGCAAAUAAAUUGAAUAGUAUCAGGAACAUUAAUGGCAACAAGAACUAUAGUUUUUACAGCUCUCACAUUUAUGAUGUUGUACAAGUUAAAGAUGAAAGUUUAAAUGAUUUGUGCCAGUUAUGGAUAAACGGAUUAAUUUCAAAUUUUACUUACAUAUCAGCAUUGAAUAAAUUAUCUGGUAGAGUAUUAGGAGAUCCCAACUGCCAUUAUGUUUUUCCAUGGGUUACCGAUUUUACAUCGGCAUGUGGAAGAAAUUGGAGAGACUUGAAAAAAUCUAAAUUUAGGUUAAAUAAAGGAGACCACCAACUUGAUCUCACAUUUGAUACCAGCCAAUCUCAGGUUCCUCAUCACGUUUCUGAUGUAUUAUCUCCUAUUACGUACUAUGUAUAUAUGGCUAGGAAAACCCUGAAAUCAGUACUCUGUAAAAAUGUUAGAACAAUAUGGGUGCCUGCUGAAUAUCCCAGCUCUAUCCAAAGGAUACAAGAGUGGACUCCGGAUGAAUGUAUUCCAGAAUUUUAUACAGAUCCAAGUAUUUUUAGAAGUAUACACGAAGAUUUAGAUGACUUAUCUGUUCCUGCCUGGGCAUCAGAUCCAGAAGAAUUUAUAGAGAAUCAUAGGAAGGCUUUGGAAAGUCCAAAUGUAUCAGAGAAACUACAUUAUUGGAUUGAUCUUACUUUUGGCUAUAAAUUAAGUGGUAAUCCAGCAAUAAGAUCCCGUAAUGUAUGCCUAAAUUUAGCUGAUGAACACGAGAAUUUAACAAAAUCCGGAUUAGUUCAAUUAUUUUCUCAUCCCCAUCCACCAAGAGCCACUGAUUCUCAGUAUUUUGCCAAAAUUCCUCCAAGAGUACUUGUGAAUCAAUAUUGUAGACAUAGAUCUAGAGUUCGCAACAAUUCCGCAAUAAGUACUCAUGAAUCAAACACCAGUGAUGAUGAAAGAUUAACAAAUGAAAAUUCAAAUAACAUGCUUUUUUGUGGUCGAUCUUCUUUGAAUGAAGAUGUUACAAAUAAAGCAAUUCGAAGUUCAAGUACACAUCGAAGUGAAUUAUUGAGCAUUAUUAAUAGACCUAUUGAAACGCCUAUUAAUACCUUGGUAUUAUCUGAAACGAUUAAUUUGCCAAAGGAUUAUAAACCUGAAUUUCUAUUAGAAGCUUUUGAAAAAAAACAUAAUUUUCUCUCGAAGACGUUUUACCAAAACUACAAUGGAAACAUUCAGGAUAUUAAAACUGAUAGGCAUUAUUCUCUACUAACCGAUGAUGAAAUAUAUAGACAAAAGUUGAAAUGUCGUCAAUCAAACCAAAUAAUUAACCAAAAUGAUUUUAUUGUAACAUGCAAUUAUGUAGAUAUAAUUACUUCUAGACGUAUUAAUGAAUUAAAAGUAUUAGGGUGUCUUAUAUUAGAAAUAUUUAUGGCUAAACAAUUGCGUCCAGUAGGCUCUAUAAACUCCAGUACUACAUUAGAGAAUCGCUUAAAAUGCUGUUUAUCCAUUUUGAACAGUUGUGAUAUACCUCCAUGCAUUUCGUAUAUUGUCAAUUUAUUAUUACAACCAGAGAAAGAAGAAUAUACGGGUGUGACUGACAUGGGAUUACCACCACCCAGCGCUUAUUUACUAUUAGAACCGCUCAUGCAUAUGACCAUUCCAUUUUCCAAACAUUUUCCAUAUCUUUAUGAACUCUUACAGAAUCUCAAAGAAUUUAAAAAUGUAUCUGUUGAAUUAAGUAUAUUGUAUCAUUUUGAUUGUGACGGUCAAAUGUGUUCUGAGUAUGAAAACUUGGAGAAAACAAAAAUAUUAUUUGCUCAAAAUAUAGCGGAAUGUAAAGUAAAGAUGUGUGCCAAGCAAUUAGAUAUUCUUCUGGAUGAUAUCAAUUAUACUGACAAUGAAAUAGUGUACAUAAUUUUGCCACAUAUUAAAGAACUUAUUGAAGACCCUCCUACUUCAGUGUUGGCAGCAUGGUACCUCUUUGAACCUAUUUCAAGAGUACUAGGCCCUCAGAAAACAGCAAAGUAUUUAUUAGAUCCUAUUUUAAAACUUUAUGAAAAUGAAUGUGUCGAUACUCAUUUACCUUAUAUUAAAAAAAUUGCCAAAUUAUACCACCACAGUUUUCUCCUAUGUUUAAUGGUGAGGCUAGGUUUAAAAAAGUUUUUAGAAAAUUUUGUAGUACCACUUGUCGAGGCGGUUGGUGGUUAUAAGGAUUACGAUUUAGUUGAUUUUGUCUUACACAAUCAUUCAGAGAAAAUUGCAAAAAGAAAUUCUCACCUGAAGAUAAUAGAGUCCGACCAAAUGGAUGUUAAUAAAAGUGAUAAUGGUGACCCCACUAAUCAACAAAGUAGUAAACAUUUACAAGGAAAAGAUUACAUUGUUAGGGAGGAGGUGUUUGAAAUAGAAGAAGAAAAGAAUAAUGAGGAUCAAAUGAAAUUUUUAUUAGAACAUCUUCAAUUGAAUGUCUCAUCUGAAUUACCAUUUAAUCAUUCAACUGCAGAAGAAGCAAUGGAAACGUUAAUUCAUACUAACGCUGAGCUAGUCUUACAUUCAGAAGAUGAAAUUAGUGAUUCUUCAGAUACCAUGAAAUCACCUACGAUUCCUAUUCCUCAAACUCUGUACAGUAAUGUGACAAAUAUAACCUGUGAAGUUGGUAGCAAAAAGAGUGAAACCGAAUUCAGUGAACAAUCAGUGACUCCGAAUUUUCCAAAAACUGAAUUUCAAAGAUCAAAAUCUAGUACAAAAAUAUCUGAAAUGAGCGCUGACAGUUUGGUAUGGUUAUCACAUCGAUUAGGGCCACUAUUGUCAGCGAAAUAUUUAUCUAGAAAUUUGUUAAAAAUGCUUACUCUUUGUUAUAUUGGUAAAGACAACAUAUCCUCUUAUGUACCUGAUGGUUUAUAUAAUUUUAAGGAUAUUUCAAUAACUUCGCAUUUCAUAAAAGGUGAUCAAGCUACUAUUAAGAUCCUUGAAUGCUUAACAAACAUUUCAGCUCUUUACGGAGAACAAAUAAUAAUAUUUCAAUACAUUCCAUACAUGACUGAAUUAAUAACUCUUAGCAAAAAACGAAUAACGCCUAAUUUGGAAGGAGGGUUGAUAUCAUGUUUGACCCUUUUGAAAAGUAUAAUUCCUUAUCUAACAGAUGGUACGCUGAUGAAUCAAUUACAGGAUGUGAUAUUAACAUGUAUACUCCACCCCAUCAUAAGAUUGCUAAAUUCAACAAAUCAUGUAUUUCCUAGCGGUAGUACUGCGCGAAAUACUUUGGCUAGAAAGUACUUAGAUGUUAUUUAUAUUCUCUCAAUAAGGAUAGGGGUUGAUAUGACUAAGAAAUAUUUAUUAGUACCGGCGUUACAGAGAUUCUUUUUGAUUUUUGAUAAGGUUUAUACUAAUUCUGAUGAAAGCGAAAAGGCUUGUCAUUUAGAAUCAAUAGGACAGUCAAACACAGAAGAAGAAACAAUUAAUGUAUUGCAAAGAAGGGCAUCUGAAUUAACCGAAACCCCUCAAGCGUCCGAAGAAACUGUAGAAAAAAGGGCAUUAUUAGAGAUUAUCGACGUAUUUACUAAGGAACUAGCACAUACGGCCUAUCUACCUUUCGUCAAACUUUUGGGUUUGAACUGCUUAGAAACUGCCUUAAAUAAUUAUGAUAAGAUUUGUAAACUUUGUCAGGAAUAUGAGGAUGAAAUUAAAAAUUCUAAUGUUAAAACAGUUUCAACUCUUAAACUGUCAGAUUUUAAUGUAUUUACCCCUUUAGUCACUUCUUCGAGUAUUGGCAGUAACAUAGCCCUUGUUGGGAAUAGGAUCGAUAUUCAAUCUGAAAAUGUAGAUAGCAUUAAUAUGGAUUUAUUAAGCUUGGUUAGUAAUAGAAUCGAAAAUUCAAGUAGACAUCUACGAGGAAAUUGGUUAGCAUAUUGGGAGUAUGAAAUAGGCCGAUCAGAAAAAGACGUCCAAUUGAAUUUCAAGCAAAUCAAACUUCAAACAUUCGUUGGUCACACUCAAAGUGUAAAAUGUUUGCAUGUUUUGGACAAUGAAAACAGCUUUAUGUCAGGAAGUCGUGAUAAAACUGUGAAACUCUGGUCUCUACGUAGUCAGGGAGACGGUUUCGCUACUUCUACGUGUCAAUGGACAUAUAGUUCUCAUAAAAAGUCCAUUUUGUCAAUAACAUUUCUAGAAAGUUUGAGGUUAGUCGCAUCAUGUGAUAGCAUAGUUCACAUUUGGGAUCCCUUCAUGGGAGCAAAUGUGGGUAAUUUAGAAUCUCCUAAAUUUGCUCCUGUCAAUACAUUGAAAAGUAUGCCAGCACCAUCUACCUUGGUAUUCGCAGCUACCACAGAUGGUACUGUUAAAGUUCUAGAUACUAGAGUUCUUAAUUACAUAUAUGAAUUGAAAGUAAGUAGAAUGAGUCCCAAUCUUUCAAGUUUAAUCCGUUGUUUAGCAAUAGCACCAUCUGGCAACUGGGUAGCAGCAGGGCAGUCGUCAGGUUUUAUCACGAUUUUAGAUACUAGAACUGGCCUCAUUAUAGCGAAUUGGCGAGCACACGAGAGUGAAGUAUUACAACUGGAAGUUCACAAUGAGGACAGUUUAGUUUCAAGUAGUUUGGAUCAAUCGACUAGUGUGUGGAAUGCGUCAGAUGGAAAACUAAAAUUCCAUAUGAGGGGGACUACAGAGCCUGUCCAUUGUCUUAGUAUCCACAAUAAUGAAUUGAUAUCUGGAACAACAGGAAACCGUAUAGGAGUUCACUCGUCAAUAACUUGUGAUGCAUCCUUCUCAAAUAAUAAACUUAGAGGCGAUUCUUUUAAGGGGCUUCUCACUUCUAUGGAUUAUUUGCCUCUUAAUCGUUUACUUCUAUUAGGAGCUGAUACAGGCAAUAUUAAUUUGUUGUGUUAAACAAAUAGUUUAUAUAUUCGAAAAUUUACGUAUAUACACAAAAGUAUUUUAAAUAAAUAAAUUUUAAUAGUAA
This is a messenger RNA of Diorhabda carinulata, 5943 nucleotides long. It is a transcript of the gene Wdr81, whose product is annotated as WD repeat-containing protein 81. The coding region runs from base 183 to 5870 and encodes 1895 amino acids. Gene Ontology annotation, biological process: aggrephagy. The record is from RefSeq and is a predicted model, not a curated record. Gene Ontology annotation, molecular function: phosphatidylinositol 3-kinase regulator activity; protein binding. Lineage: Eukaryota; Metazoa; Arthropoda; Insecta; Coleoptera; Chrysomelidae. Gene Ontology annotation, cellular component: mitochondrion. The transcript is spliced from 14 exons.